Molecule: messenger RNA, 1999 nt
Organism: Choloepus didactylus (southern two-toed sloth)
Lineage: Eukaryota; Metazoa; Chordata; Mammalia; Pilosa; Megalonychidae
Gene: SCLY
Product: selenocysteine lyase
Exons: 12
Coding region: 71-1414 (447 amino acids)
Source: RefSeq, a predicted model, not a curated record
GCUCUGGGGUGCGCCGGGCGCGCGGCGGGCCUCGGGGCGCUCGGGCAGGGCCGGAGCGUGACGCCGCGGGAUGGACGCAGCCGGGGCGCCGAGGCGGGACGCGCGGGGUGGCGCGGGGAGCCCGCCCCGCCGGCACAGGAGCCCGCCGCAGAGGCAGGUCUACAUGGACUACAACGCCACCACGCCCCUGGAGCCCGAGGUCAUGCAGGCGGUGCAGGCGGCCAUGCGGGAGGCCUGGGGGAACCCCAGCAGCACGUACCCAGCAGGGAGAAAGGCCAAGGAUAUCAUAAGGGCAGCUCGGGAGAACUUGGCGAAGAUGAUCAGCGGAGAACCUCAAGACAUAAUCUUCACGUCUGGAGGCACCGAGUCAAAUAAUUUAGUAAUCCAUUCUGUGGUGAAACACUUCCAAGAAAACCAAACCUCCAGAGAGGACAAGACUGAGCAUCACAAGCCCCAUUUUAUCACCUCCACCGUGGAGCAUGAUUCUGUCCGGCUGACCCUGGAGCACCUGGUGAAGGAGGACGUGGCCGCUGUCACCUUUGUCUCAGUGUCCGAGGUGAGUGGGCAGGUAGAAGUGGACGAUGUCCUGGCGGCGGUGCGCCCCGCCACGUGCCUGGUGACCGUCAUGCUGGCCAACAACGAGACGGGCGUGAUCAUGCCCGUCCCUGCCAUCAGCCAGCACGUCAAGGCCUUGAACCAGAGGCGGGCGGCGUCGGGGCUGCCCCCCGUCCUGGUGCACACGGAUGCCGCGCAGGCCCUGGGCAAGAGACGUGUGGACGUGGAGGACCUGGGCGUGGACUUCCUCACCAUCGUGGGGCACAAGUUCUAUGGCCCCAGGAUUGGAGCACUUUACGUGCGAGGGCUGGGUGAACUCACCCCUCUGCACCCCAUGCUGUUUGGAGGUGGGCAAGAGCGGCACUUCAGGCCCGGGACAGAGAACACGCCGAUGAUUGCCGGCCUCGGGAAGGCCGCCGAGCUGGUGAGCGAGAACUGCGAGGCUUACGAGGCCCACAUGGAGGCCGUGCGGGACCACCUGGAGGAGAGGCUGGUGGCUGAAUUUGGUGAGAAGAGAAUCCACUGGAAUAGCCGGUUUCCAGGGACUGAGCGACUUCCCAACACCUGUAACUUCUCCUUCCGGGGACCCCAGCUCCAAGGCCGCCUGGUGCUCGCGCAGUGCCAGACACUGCUGGCCAGUGUGGGAGCCGCCUGCCACUCGGGCCAUGAGGACCGGCCGUCCCCGGUGCUGCUGAGCUGCGGCAUCCCACACGACAUGGCCAGGAAUGCCCUCCGGCUCAGUGUGGGCCGCGGCACCACCAUGGCCGACGUGGACCGCGUCGUGGAGGACCUGAAGCAGGCCGUGGCCCGGCUGGAGGCCAGCCCCGGCCCCGACGGCCCCCUGCCCGCGGACACAUAGGCCACGAGCGCCUGAGCCCAGCUUAUCCAGAAGAUAAGCCCGGGUUUUUAUAAUCUAUUGUCAGUUAAUGGCUGUCACGAAAUAGGAAACUUGAAAUAGGAAACGUGAUUCGGGGCUUUGCCUGGAUCGUGCUGCUUGGCCUCUAGUGGCCCCCCAUGCGCAGAGCCCCUGCCCUCCCCCCGCCCCCCACGGAGCCCAGACCGCUGCCCCCUCAGCCCUGGUCUCUGCCCAUCCAGGGCCGGCAGCGCCCCCUCCCGCCGCAGACCCCCGGCCCACCCUUCCUGUCUCAGGGCUGCAGCACAGAUGCCCGCCGAGGCCCCAUGGGAUUCUGGCCCAUUCUGAGGUAGGAAAUCAGUUCACCUCCCACUCAGCAUCCAUCUUGAUUUUAUUCACAAAAGGAAUCUUACUUUCACAUGUUUUGGGCACUCUGAUACGCACCAAAUAAUCUGUGCUGAAGAGACAUUUGCACAGGAUUGAUUUUUAAUUAACAUUUUUAAUGUGUGGUUUGAAACUCUGAAGAACUACAUGAUAUCUUGAGGAAUCAAUUGCCAGGAAAUAAUAAACUAUUUCCAUGCUGGUGUUUAA